Molecule: messenger RNA, 1821 nt
Organism: Pseudocercospora fijiensis CIRAD86
Lineage: Eukaryota; Fungi; Ascomycota; Dothideomycetes; Mycosphaerellales; Mycosphaerellaceae
Exons: 1
Biological process (GO): carbohydrate metabolic process
Source: RefSeq, a predicted model, not a curated record
AUGCCUCCGCUCGCAGUUCUGCUCCCGCUGAUAACGCUGCUUAAACCGUCUUCAGCCCAAGGGCCACCAUUGCCACGGAAUUCAAACCUUACAGGCACGAACUUCCUUGACCACGACGCACCGAUCGCAAGCUAUUUUGGAAAGUCUUUUCUGAAAGAGAACAUUCCUUUCAUCGACCUUCCCGACAAGACGAUCGAAGAUGUCUACUACUACAGAUUCACGGCACUCCAACGACAUCUACUUUACGCCACCGCUGGGACAGGAUACGUGAUUACUGAAUUCUACAGCGGUUCUGUAGGUUAUGCAGGUGCAUUCAGUACCAUCAAUGCUGCAGCUGGACAUCAGCUCGAGGAAGCACGUUGGCUCCGAAGUACUUGGUAUUCUGAAGACUUUACCCAGAUAUGGACGCGAGGGCCUGGAUACUCCAAUCAAUACACACAAUGGAUCCAGUACGCUGCUGUAGGUGCUGCGAAUGUGACUGGCAAUACUGCUUUUAUAGAAAGCCAACUGGAUGGCCUGCUGCGAAUGUGGCAUGAAUGGGACGGUGUCUUUGACUCGCCCGUUGGACUUUACUACUACACGCCCGAGUUUGAUGCUCAGGAGCACAGUCUGCCAGGAUAUAUCGCCGAUGCCGCGCUUGGCGGUGGCAAUCCGGAAAAUAUCAUUUAUCAUGGCCCGAAUACAUAUCGUCCAAGUCAUAAUGCCUAUAUGGUCGCCAACGCGGAAGCCAUUGCAACUGUGGCAAAUGCGGUCGGCAAUGUCUCGCUGGCACAGGAGUAUACUCAGAAAGCAGAUGCUUUGAAGCAAUCUAUGAUCUCGCAAUUGUGGAACACAUCGCAAGCCUUUUUUGUCGAUAAUAUUAAAUCGGGCGAGCCUGGUGCAGGACAGGUCGAUGGCAGAGAAGAGGUUGGCUUCUUUCCCUUCCGCUUUGGAAUAGCACUUUCUGAAAAUUACACUAAUUCUACUAUCCGUGCACUUUACGACAAGGAUAUCUUCAACACGACGUAUGCACCGCCGACCCUUGAAGUGCACAACCCAUACUUCAAUGCAACGAUUUCAGGAUGCUGCUGGUGGAAUGGACAAAACUGGCCGUAUUCGACAGCCCACACGAUCCAAUCGCUCGCGGCGAUCUAUCGUGUAGGCGGUCUGACAGCAAAUCAAUAUAUUGACUCGCUGCACAACUUUGCCGUGACUCAGUACAAGGGCGGAAAGCCGUAUGUCGCAGAAUCACAUUAUCCUGAGAAGGACGCUUGGUCUCAAGACUCACCGAAUCAUUCCGAGCAUUACAUGCAUUCGACCUAUGUCAACAACGUCAUCACGGGCGUUAUUGGUAUCGUUCCUCGUGCUGACAACGUUCUUGAGCUUAGUCCAAUCGUUCCCGACGACUGGUCAUAUUUCGCACUAGAGAAUGUGGCAUAUCAUGGCAUGCUUCUGACGAUUUUAUACGACAAGGAAGGAACGAAAUACCAGAAUGGAUCAGGCCUGACUGUCUUUGCGAACAGCAGGAAGAUCUACAAUGGGCCAGAUCUGAAAGCAAACAUCCCACUCCCGGACAGCAGCGCAGAUGUAGAUGACUCUCCAAUUGAUGUCAACAUCGCCGCGAAUCCACUCGGCAACGACGGUUGGCCGAAAGCCUCCGCGACAUUCACAUGGCAGUACGACGACGUCAACCAAGCCAACGACGGCGCUCUAUACUACGACGAGGUCCCAACAAAUCGAUGGUCGAACUAUCAAGAAACUCCCAAUCCAAGCGACACUCUCACCAUCGCCCUACAGCGACCACGCAAUGUCACAGGCGUUGUCCUCGCCAUCUUCGACGAC